Trichoplusia ni (cabbage looper) is the source of this 1207-nucleotide messenger RNA. RefSeq names its product UPF0598 protein CG30010. The transcript has 2 exons. NCBI's taxonomy places the organism in Eukaryota, Metazoa, Arthropoda, Insecta, Lepidoptera, Noctuidae. The record is from RefSeq and is a predicted model, not a curated record. The coding region runs from base 404 to 1060 and encodes 218 amino acids.
GAAAAUCCACCUACGUUGUGAGUUUGAUUCCGAUGUUUAAUUACAUGUGAUAUUUCAUAAAAUAACUUUGUUUUGUACCAUACUACUUACGGGAAAAUACGUGCAACCCUACCUCUCGUGUUGUGCUCAUUAGUCUUUUAUCUAUACGACUGAAGUUGCAACCGGUUGUAACAUACUUUUAAAUUAUUUAUUAGCUACUCUAAAUUUCUGUUAUUUUGACACCGCUCAUACAACAGACUUUUAUUACUAAUAAUAAAAUUGUCAGUUUCUACGGUAGAAUUAAAAUAACAAUCUUUUCACCUUUAGACUAAUACUUCACGUUAUAUAUUGGCUAGUAUACUAGUAAAUAUAAAUAAAAAUCACGACAAAUUAUUAAAUUCUGCGUUGUACCGUUCAACUAAUCAUGUUCCAGAGAUUAUUUACACCCCUUAUUUUGCCAAAAACAGCAUAUUUGCCAAAAUGUUGCCGAAGUGUUAGUUAUGUUCAAGGACAGGAACCAGAGCCGAAAAUCAGAGAAUACUUUUAUUAUAUUGAUCAUCAAGGGAUGCUAUUUUUAGAUGAUUCAAAGAUGAAAAACUUUACGUCGUGUUUUAAAGAAAAGAAGUUUCUAGAGUUCUUUUUCAAGAGAAUCCGCAUGAAUACGACUGGAAGAUAUCAAGAAGACUUUCCUUUCCUCUCAUUGUGUGGCAGAGAGCGAAAUUUUAUCCGUUGUGACGAUGUCCCUAUUGUUUAUACACAUGUAAUAAAAGUCGACAACACAGAUUUUUUAAGUUUUGGGUAUGCAGGAGAUCUGUUAAAAGCUAAAUUUAAGCCAGAAAAAAUAUACAUGUUGCCCAGUACUGGUAGAGUUUAUCACCCUGCUGAUGACAAGUAUGGCGGAGUAGGGUUAAUCAAAUCAAAGUUAGCCAUCGAGUUUAGUAAAAACUUUGAAUUUAAUGAUGAAAAUUUGCAGGGGCCUAGCCACUUCAAGUGGGAAAAUAAUACUUACGAACUGGAUCAGAAUUGGUUUCAGGAACAAGUUACGAAACAUAAUUUAGUUAUAAGGUCUGAAAUGGACUGAAAAUAAGUUUGUAAAUAGAGAUAAGAAUUACCAAUGUGAUGUAAGGAUCUACUUGUCUCUUAGCAUAUCUUCUUAGCAUAUUUUAAUAAUGCUCUGACUGCUAGUCUUUACAUUUGUGAUAUUACUUAUAGUUAGAUAAAACUUGAU